AUGGAAACAUCCAACACAUACUCCAUUUGCGCAACUGACUCCCCAACACACUACUCCUACAAUUCUUUACACAGGCCAGAGAUCCUGGAUAUAGCACUUGUAAACCUCCAUCACAGAGAGUAUUUCCUUACCAAUCAUAAUGAACUAACGUCAGACCACAACCCAAUUGUUAUGACUAUAAGCGACUUUCCUAUUACAAUAAACCCUCCGGCUGCCAGAAAAAGAAUUAACUGGAAGAAAUUUGAGCAAGAAUUAUCGCUUAAAUCCCCAAAACUGACGACCAAAUUAUCAAGCCCAACAGAAAUCGACAACGAGGUUGAUUCAUUUACCACACUCAUCCAGUCAUCAACCGAAAAAUGCUUCUACCUCAUCAACAAACCUCAAACCAGAGAGCCACUCUCCCCCGAUAUCCUGAACGAGGGACACAACACAAGGACAAUUUUCCGGUGA
This is a messenger RNA of Macrosiphum euphorbiae (potato aphid), 450 nucleotides long. The record is from the annotation of a GenBank genome assembly. NCBI's taxonomy places the organism in Eukaryota, Metazoa, Arthropoda, Insecta, Hemiptera, Aphididae.